AGGCUGCACCGUGGAGUUCUCCAAGAUCUUGAGCGUCAACAUCAGAAAAAGGAGAAUAUUCGCCUCCUAGAAGAGCAGAUUGCUUUGACAAAGCAGCUUAUGGAAGAAAGAGACAAGGCACUGAUGGAAAAAGGGUCCCAGCAGUCAUAG
Nestor notabilis (Kea) is the source of this 150-nucleotide messenger RNA. It is a transcript of the gene PET117, whose product is annotated as PET117 homolog (S. cerevisiae). The transcript has a single exon. Lineage: Eukaryota; Metazoa; Chordata; Aves; Psittaciformes; Psittacidae. The record is from RefSeq and is a predicted model, not a curated record. The annotation marks the transcript as partial.